Molecule: messenger RNA, 2292 nt
Organism: Dermochelys coriacea (leatherback sea turtle)
Lineage: Eukaryota; Metazoa; Chordata; Testudines; Dermochelyidae
Gene: FOXC2
Product: forkhead box C2
Exons: 2
Coding region: 607-1956 (449 amino acids)
Biological process (GO): anatomical structure morphogenesis; cell differentiation; regulation of transcription by RNA polymerase II
Molecular function (GO): RNA polymerase II cis-regulatory region sequence-specific DNA binding; DNA-binding transcription factor activity, RNA polymerase II-specific
Source: RefSeq, a predicted model, not a curated record
GUUUUGAAACUUUCCCAAACCCUAUAAGGGGAGUUAGCAUUUGCGGGGCUCGCCGGUGGCUCUGCGCGCACACACGCACACACACACACACACACACACACUGGACUCUCACACGCUCAUCCACAGCCCUAGAGUUUAUUUUGGUUCCGAGUUCGCAAGAAGGGUUGGUGGUUUCCCUCCCAGAAGAAUUUGUUGUUGUUGUUGUUGUUGUUGUUGUUGCAAGAAUUAUCUUUUUUCCCCCUCAAGACUUUUCUUUGCCUGCGAGAAUUAUUCCCUGCUUCUGCCUCCCUUUUAGCAGCAGCUUUUACCACCUCUGAAAAAAAACCCAACAACCCAGAGAGAUCACUAGCUAUCCGCACUGCGCGCUCCGCCUGGCGACUCCGAAGGAUGCUGCUGAUUUACUGCUGCUAAGGACCCUUUUGGAUUUGGGCAGCUUGUGUUUGAGACUCUCCCUCUCUCUCGCCCCUUCCUCCCUCGCCCUUCUCCUCUGCAGAGGAAUCCCCUUGGGGUGAGCCCCUCUCCCCCAAACCCCUACCCUCUUCGCCCCCCUCCCCCGGACCCCGGUGAUUUCGUCGCGUCGCCUUGCGAUUUGGGGGAGCCCCAUCCAUGAUGCAGGCUCGCUACUCUGUCUCCGACCCCAACGCCUUGGGAGUGGUGCCUUACUUGAGCGAGCAGAACUACUACCGGACCGCGGGGACUUACAGCAACAUGGCCAGCCCCAUGAGCGUCUAUUCGGGCCACCCUGACCAGUACGCCGCCGGCAUGGGCCGCUCCUAUGGGCCUUACCAUCACCACCAGCCGGCAGCCCCCAAGGACCUGGUGAAGCCUCCCUACAGCUACAUCGCUCUCAUCACCAUGGCCAUCCAGAACGCCCCGGACAAGAAGAUCACCCUGAAUGGGAUUUACCAGUUCAUCAUGGACCGGUUCCCCUUCUACCGGGAGAACAAGCAGGGCUGGCAGAACAGCAUCCGCCACAACCUCUCCCUCAACGAGUGCUUCGUCAAGGUGCCCCGGGACGACAAGAAGCCCGGCAAGGGCAGCUACUGGACCCUGGACCCGGACUCCUACAACAUGUUCGAGAACGGCAGCUUCCUGCGCCGCCGCCGGCGCUUCAAGAAGAAAGACGUGCCCAAGGAGAAGGAGGAGAGGCAGGCCAAGGAGCCGCCCAAGGCGCCGGGCAUCUCCAGCCCGGACAUCUCCAAGGAGGCCUCCGAGAAGAAGGUGGUCAUCAAGAGCGAGGCCUCCUCGCCAGACCUGCCGGUCAUCACCAAGGUGGAGACGCUGAGCCCGGGCAGCGGCAGCCCCAGGAGCGUGGCUUCCACCCCGUCAGUGUCCACCGAGAGCUCCCUGCCGGAGCACCACCCGGCCGGCAACGGGCUGUCGGGCUUCAGCGUGGAGAACAUCAUGACCCUGCGGACUUCUCCCCCGGGGGAGCUGAGCCCCGGGAGCGCCGCCUCCGGCCGGACAGGGGCAGGGCUGGUGGCUUCGCUGCCGCUGGGCUACCCCCAGGCGCAACCCUCCAUCUACAGCCAGGCGUGCAGCCAGAGUGUGGACACGAGCGGGAGCUACCACUGCAGCAUGCGGGCCAUGAGCCUCUACACCGGGGACAGGUCGGGCCACAUGUGCGUCCCCACCGCGCUGGAAGAAGCCAUCUCGGAGCAUCCCAACGGCACCUCUUCGCCCCUGGCCACCAUGAACCUGGCCUCCAACCAGGAAAGCGCGCUGACCCCCAGCCACCCGCAUCCCAGCGGCGGGCCCGGGCAGCCGGCAGCCUCCUGGUACCUCAACCACAGCACCGAGCUCAACCACCUCUCCGGGCACACGUUUGGCUCCCAGCAGCAGACUUUCCCGACCGUCCGGGACAUGUUCAACUCUCACCGGCUGGGGAUUGAGAGCUCGACCCUCAACGAGCAUCAGGUGCAUGGCUGUGAAUGCAUGAUUCAGAAGCAAAACUGAAGAUGUUCAUAAAUGAGGAUUGGCACUGGCAUUGAAGUGGUGCUUAGGUGAUGGCAGAUUUGCAUAUUAGAAUCCAACAUGGCCACAAGUAACAGACUGGAACUGAUAUGGAUUUUUGUUCAGUAAGAUGCUGAUCCAAAGCCCAUUUGAAAUUGAUGGGAGUCUGUUGACUUCAUUGGGUUUUAGGUAGCGCUAAUCAAAAUUUUUGACAUGACAGUUUAAAGUAGCAAAAAAAAAAAAGAUACUGUUUCAUUGAAAUCAAAUGUUUCACAGGAACAUAUAGAUUUGAUGAAAUUUUCAAUGGGAAAAAAUGAAAAUGAGUUCUUUCAACUUUUG